UAAAUGUGUAGAGUAACAAUAGAUGCUUGUGCUGCAAGGCAUUCUAGUGAGAACCCUAGUUCUCACUCUUUCUAAUGGGUUCUAAUGGUUUUUUUCUAAUGGUAUUCUACUGGAUUUUUCAGCAGGGUCAGGCUGCCCUCCAGGCUGGUUUGGGGCAGACUGUGGUCAACGUUGUCACUGCAAAAAUGGAGGGCUGUGUGAUUCAGUAAGUGGCAACUGCACCUGUGGUCUGGGCUGGACGGGCGCUCACUGCGACAGAGAAUGCCCCGCGGGCAGAUUCGGUGUCAACUGCCAGCUGAGAUGUAACUGUCAAAAUAACGGCACUUGUGACAGAGUGGGGGGAAUGUGCCGGUGCGGCCCAGGCUUCUACGGACAUCUGUGUGAACACGCGUGUCCUCCUGGUCUCCAUGGUCCACUGUGUCAGCUGCAGUGUGAGUGUAUGCACGGAGCGUCCUGUCACCCUGUGACCGGCCACUGUCUCUGUCCUCCAGGAUAUUUCGGAGCUCACUGUCACAGAGGGUGUGAACGGGGAACCUUCGGUCAGGGAUGUGCGAAGGCGUGUGACUGUGAGGAUGACUCUCCGUGUGACCCCGUGACGGGACGAUGCCUCUGCUCCUCAGGGAAGACUGGAGCCAGAUGUGACAUCGACUGUGGAAGGAAUCGUUUCGGGCCAGACUGCGCCGAGACGUGCGAGUGUCAGAACGGAGCGCAGUGCGACCGACGCAGCGGCCGCUGCAGCUGCGUGCACAGCUGGAUCGGCCUCUCCUGUCAGGAAGGUGGACCUCCACGUCUCACCUCUGGGAGCAGCAGAGGAGACUCUCGGCACAACAACUCGUUAUAGCAGCUCCGUCCUCCUCCUCUUCCUCCUCCUCCUCCUCCUCCUCCUCCUCCUCCGUCCAGCUCAAAGACUCCAGUGAGUGAAAGCUCAAGUUGUAUUUGGAGAAGUUUCAUGGAAAUAGACUCUCUGAUGAGAACUGCAGCUCCAUGUUUUUUUUGGACCUGAGCUGGACAUUUUUUUUUUCUUGUGUACCAAAGUGUCCUUGUAACGUGGACCUGUGCUGUCACUGCUUUUUCUCAGUGUUGGCAGAAAAAAAAACAAAAAAAGAAACACAUUAAAGCAGCUUUUGUCUUCAGGAUGAGAGUCACGUCAUCAGAGUGCAGCAUCAGGAUUUGUUUUUACUGCUCUUUUGGGAUUUUUGUUCAAUGUUUUUGUCCCUGAAAUACCUUUUUAUGGCUACCGUGACUGUACAUAUAUAAAAUAACCUCUAAUUUUGUAAGAAAGUGAAUGAUAUUGCUGGAUUUGACACUGAAGAAUCCAUGUUAUAGAACUUGUCAUUACAAUGAAGUAGUUUUUUUUUCCGUCUUUACAAAAUGAAGUACUAUCCCUCAGUCUUAUGGUGCUUUAACAUCAGGUGUUAAUAUCACAGUAAAGCACUUUUCUUUGGGUUCAUACAGCUAGCAUUCAUUCUAUCUAAAUAUUUUGGUAUGAUUUUGUGUAUAAGUUGCUUCAUAUUUAUAUUUAACAGUUGAAUAUACUCGUUCCAGCUCUGUCAAAUCUGGACUACAACAUCCCAAAAAUGAGUACGUUUUUAACACAUAAAGAGACAAUAAAGAGACGCACAAACGUUUGCUUAUCAUUCUUA
Molecule: messenger RNA, 1643 nt
Organism: Solea senegalensis (Senegalese sole)
Lineage: Eukaryota; Metazoa; Chordata; Actinopteri; Pleuronectiformes; Soleidae
Product: multiple epidermal growth factor-like domains protein 6
Exons: 6
Coding region: 344-841 (165 amino acids)
Molecular function (GO): scavenger receptor activity
Source: RefSeq, a predicted model, not a curated record